AUGAAUGGGAUUGCUAUCGACGAACAACUUUUGGUUUUAAUCGUGAAGAAAUUGGUUGAAAAGACAUUUACUGAAAAUGUUGCUGCCUUGGAAACCGGAGUGUCACAGAAUGCAAAUCCAGAAGGAUUGCAGAAUUUUAUAGUUUAUUUUUGCAUAAGUUCGUUAUGCUCUACCAGCAAAGCGAGAAGACCUUUCGAAAAACCACGGUUCGGUUUGCGGAAAGCUGCUGGAUUUCAAUCAGCUAUUGAAAACGAUCAGGAUGAUACAGAGAAAUCGAGUUUUAGUGGCGCAGCACUAUUAAAGUACAAUUUCUUUUGCGAGCUGUAG
Brugia malayi is the source of this 327-nucleotide messenger RNA. RefSeq lists its product as uncharacterized. NCBI's taxonomy places the organism in Eukaryota, Metazoa, Nematoda, Chromadorea, Rhabditida, Onchocercidae. The record is from RefSeq and is a predicted model, not a curated record. The transcript is spliced from 3 exons. The coding region runs from base 1 to 327 and encodes 108 amino acids.